Messenger RNA from Raphanus sativus (radish), 784 nucleotides. RefSeq lists its product as uncharacterized. Lineage: Eukaryota; Viridiplantae; Streptophyta; Magnoliopsida; Brassicales; Brassicaceae. The record is from RefSeq and is a predicted model, not a curated record. The coding region runs from base 233 to 625 and encodes 130 amino acids. Gene Ontology annotation, cellular component: mitochondrial membrane. The transcript has 4 exons.
GCACUCGACUCCAAUUUAAUAGCGGUCGCAUCCGGUUUAGUCCCGAAAUCUGGACCGGAUUUCACUUCUCCGCCGCCUUCCCCCCCUUGAUCUCUGUUUUGCGAUCGCGACUAGUUGUAUGCAUGUAAUAGCUUCGAUCUCUAAUUCCGAUUCUGCUUUCGAACUCUCUUCUUCUCUCUCUCUCUCUCUCUGAGACGCCAAGCAAAGUCAUUUUCUUUGUGGAUAUACAAAGAUGACAACAAUCGAAACAGGUCCAAAAACUCAAAAGCCAUCAUCUCCUACCACUACUCUCAAGCAACCAUCUUCUUCUUCAUCGUUUAAAAGGUGGGGAAGGAGACACCCUUUUGUUAGAUACGGACUUCCCAUGAUCUCUCUCACUGUUUUUGGAGCCCUUGGACUCAGCCAACUCCUCCAAGGCAGUAAGGACAUUGCAAAGGUAAAAGACGACCAGGAAUGGGAGAUUAUCGAGACGAGAAAGGCUCUUUCUAGAACUGGACCUGUCGAUGCUUACAAACCUAAAAACACUUCCAUCGAAGACGAACUCAAGGCUAUGCAAGGGAAGGUGGACAUAAACUCGUACGAAUACAAGAAAAUCCCAAAGCUAAACGAAGGCAAGUCGAGUUGAGUUGAAGUCUUUUCUUAGAUGUGUUUCUGUUUUAGCUUUUUUAAAGAACUCUUUACAUAAACUGUAUUAGUUUUGGCCUUUCUAAACCAUUAACAGAUGUGGGUUGAUAAUAAUACUUGUGUUCAUCUACAAUAUCUAAAUAACUAUUAGUUCUCUGCA